AUGGCCGCCUUCGUGCGCGUAUCAGGCCCAGCAAAUGGGAAUUUCCUGAUCGGAUACCCAGGAAUUUCGGCGACCAUGCCACGAAUUGAGGGCAAAGUUGAAAUCAGACCCUGCGUCGGCAUCACAGCUCCAGUCAACGUCUCGCUCGUCACUAUUUCCCUCCUCCGCCGCGAGACAAUCCACCCUUCGGCCGACUCCCUCACAAAGAAGCGCCUGGCUCCGCCGCGGAAAGAGAUCACCGACAUCGUCGGCAAAGAGAUGCUGCUAUUUCGAUGUCCUGCCGGCCGAGAAUACGAGGAAGUAAUAUCUAUGGACCUGCCCUUCGUUCUCUUUAUUCCAUUUGGUCGUGGUGGCCGAGAUGCCUCUCGCCGUGUACCCCCAGCUAGUGUACAACUCCCGAGUCGCACUGCUGAAACAUACUACGAGAUGGUGGUGAUGGUUCAGCAAGGGCAACAGCAGCAGCAUAAAUAUACCUUCCCCGUCCCCAUCGCGCGCUAUGACACACUCUCCACAUUCGGCAUGUACAAUCGUCCAGAGUCAGCCGAGCGCGUAUCAGAUCAUCUGGUCACAUUAGCUAUCUCACUACCACGAUGGUCCUACGGUCCUCUCGAUCCUGUCAGCGUCUAUGUCAAACUUUCACCGAACGAGAGCUGGAUGGGCAAGGCGCGUAAAGUGACCAUCAGCAAGAUCACCAUCGGCAUCGACGAGGAAAUUAUCUACAAUCACGAAGGCGAUGAGCCCCAGCGCAAAGUCAAAGUUCUAGCCAAGAAAACAGAGAACAUCGGCGUUAAACUACCACAAUCGGGCUAUUUAACAAAUCUGGGGUUGGUAUUCCCCGCCAAGGACCUCCGUGACGCAGAAGGAAUCUUGCCGAGAAGUAGGGCUGCAUUUCCAACGUACGGUGCCCAUUUAACCUCUGCAAGAGACAUCACCAUUCGACAACCAAUCGUGGUCUGCCCUCUCGAUCACGCCGGCUGCAAAGAAGAAAUGGAAGCGAUCGAGCAAGCCGCACGAGACGCCGCCCACGUCAACCCAGACAACCCCAUGCUGCCUCUUCCAGCAAUUGUACGACCAAACGACCCCAACGCCCUCAGCCAUCUAGGCGCCGCUAUUGUCGGCAACCAGAAGAAACCGCUGAUCGACUGA
Molecule: messenger RNA, 1146 nt
Organism: Penicillium griseofulvum
Lineage: Eukaryota; Fungi; Ascomycota; Eurotiomycetes; Eurotiales; Aspergillaceae
Product: arrestin C-terminal domain-containing protein
Exons: 3
Coding region: 1-1146 (381 amino acids)
Biological process (GO): division septum assembly
Cellular component (GO): division septum
Source: RefSeq, a predicted model, not a curated record